CGUGUCUCGGUUCCUGAGUCUCACGACCCAGGGGAGGCGGCGGCGACAUCUCUCUCUGCUAAAGGACUCAGCGUCCAGUACUCCAGCCGAAGGAUCUAAAGGGACAGCAACCCGCGCCGCUACAAUGUCCAACUUCUCCGGCAACUGGAAAAUUAUCCGAUCGGAAAACUUCGAGGAUUUGCUCAAAGUACUGGGGGUGAACGUGAUGCUGAGGAAGAUCGCUGUGGCUGCAGCGUCCAAGCCAGCAGUGGAGAUCAAACAGGAGGGAGACACUUUCUACAUUAAAACCUCUACUACCGUGCGCACCACAGAGAUUAACUUCAAGGUCGGGGAAGAGUUUGAGGAGCAGACUGUGGAUGGGAGACCCUGUAAGAGCCUGGUGACAUGGGAGAGUGAGAACAAAAUGGUCUGUGAGCAGAGGCUUCUGAAGGGAGAGGGCCCCAAGACCUCCUGGACCAGAGAACUGACCAAUGAUGGAGAGCUGAUCCUGACCAUGACGGCGGAUGACGUUGUAUGUACCAGGGUCUACGUCCGCGAGUGACUGGCUGUGGGUCUAAAAGCUGCCUGAGCCCACCACCAACACAUGCUCACCACCCUCCCUCCCAUUCCCUCCUUCUAGGCUAGCUCUCCCUUUACCCUGGUCACUUAUGGGGGUCAAUGGGAUGCCUCUUGCAGGGUUUUGCUUUCUUUGGCCCCUUCUCUCCUCCCCAUACUAGCAAAGAGGGAUGGAUUGCAAGAGCCCAGAUCGCCCAUUCCGGAAUCACUCCCCGCCUCCCCAAGUAUGCAGUCCCAGCCCCAAACCAGCCCUGAGCAGGGUCUUUCUGUGAGGUGACCUGAGGGCCUGAGUGGGAAAGACUGGCCUUCUGGCUUCCACUCUUUGUCCCUGUA
Messenger RNA from Cynocephalus volans (Philippine flying lemur), 888 nucleotides. It is a transcript of the gene CRABP2, whose product is annotated as cellular retinoic acid binding protein 2. The record is from RefSeq and is a predicted model, not a curated record. Gene Ontology annotation, cellular component: nucleus; cytosol. The transcript has 4 exons. Gene Ontology annotation, molecular function: fatty acid binding; retinoic acid binding. Gene Ontology annotation, biological process: fatty acid transport. Bases 125 to 541 code for a protein of 138 amino acids. Lineage: Eukaryota; Metazoa; Chordata; Mammalia; Dermoptera; Cynocephalidae.